Molecule: messenger RNA, 411 nt
Organism: Guillardia theta CCMP2712
Lineage: Eukaryota; Cryptophyceae; Pyrenomonadales; Geminigeraceae
Exons: 3
Coding region: 1-411 (136 amino acids)
Source: RefSeq, a predicted model, not a curated record
AUGGGCUGGCUUGUAUUCCUCCUGGUCUACAUCCCGUUACAGUGCACCCUUGAUCUGUUUGGGUUUGCGGCCUUGUACUACUACUACCCAGCAGCAUAUGGAGCAGGAGUCCUCAUUGAAAGGAUGACAAAAGCUCCGGGGCUGUCCAAGGAGAAGGUUCAAAUCGUUCGUCUCGAUUGGCAUCGAUUCAAGCUCUGUGUGGAGCAACAGACCAAGCAAGGGAGAUGGUGCGGGUCUGCUCUGUACGUGAACCUCCCGCACAUCGACAUCCCUAGCACUGGAUUGAAGCAUUGGCCAUGGAAGCAGUACGACUUUCUGCGCCAUCUUCUGCGAUGGGUCUACAAAGACAAGAUCGUUGGUGUACAAACAUGCGACGCUCGAGAAUUUUGGCAUCUGUUGAGAUGUACUUGA